GAGGGGGAAGAGACGGGGCUUAGAAGGGCGGGUUUUUGUACCACUGCAGCAUCAGUACAAAAAAAAAAAGGAUAUUCAGGAGACAGACAUCGGAGGAGGAUGAAGAGAUAAUCAACCUGGAGACGUCGCGGAGCACUGGGAGAGACGCGCUUCACCUGCAGAGAGAGAGAGGGACAGACAGACAGAAGACGAGAGGGGAGGUGCUCCCACACGCGCUGAGUUAACUCAAACAAACACGCCCCCCCUCCCGCAGAGGCGGUCCCUGGAGCGAGUCCGGCCUGCCUGUGUGCGUGUGUGUGCGUGUGUGCGUGCGUGCGUGUGUCCUCCAGAGGGGGAGGUUGUUCGUGCGUGGGCGUGUGUUGGUGAGUGAGAGGGCGUGUUCGCAGCCUUUGAUGGGACAUUGAGAGAUGCACACGCUGCAACACCGCUGGACGGCCUGUAGGGGGAUCCUGGCCCCCCUGCUGGCCUCCCUGCCCCUCCUGCUGCUGUCCUGGCCGGCCCCCGCCCACGGGGCCAUCUACAUGCCCAAGCACUUGUCCCAGCCCCCGGUCCUCACAGAGUUCCCCAGGUCCUUAACCGCCUUCCAUCCAGACGAUAUCUUCCUCCCGUGCAGGGCCACCGGCAUCCCCGCGCCCACGUUCCGCUGGGUGAAGGACGGCCAUCAGUUUGGUGAGGAGCUGGUGGGCAAUGGGACUCUUUCGGGGGGAGGGGGGAAGCCGGAGGACAUCGAUGACUAUGAGGGCCACUACCGCUGCUACGCCUCCAACAUGCUGGGGACCGCCAUGAGCAACACCGUGGAGCUCAUCGUAGAGCCCCGCCCAGUGCUGCCCAAACAGGAGAAGGUGAGCAAGAGGGUGAGAGAGAGAGAGAGCCUGGUGCUGGAGUGCAACCCUCCGAAGAGCUCCACCCCCCCGCUCAUCCACUGGAUGGACAGGAAGAUGGUGCACAUCCAGGAGAGUGGGCGGGUGGUGGUGGGUCUGGAUGGGAACAUGUACUACGCCAACGUCGUCCUGGAAGACAGCCGGGAGGACUUUAUCUGCAACGCCUACUACAGCGACGCCCGGACCAUCCUGCCCCAGGAGAAGAUCUCCCUCAGGGUCACGCCAGUGAGCGCACACACACACAUGCACGCAGGCACACACACACACACACACACACACACACACACACACACACACACACAAUCUCCCCGUCCUCCUCCAGGUAACGACGGGGUGACCCAGAGGAAGCCCCGCCUGUUCAAUAAGUCCCCCCACCACCACACGGCCGUGCUGGCCCUGCGGGGCCACAGCCUGGUCCUGGAGUGCAUCCCCUCCGGCUGGCCAACGCCCAGUGUGUCGUGGCGUAAGAAGGACAGCCGUCUGGAGACCACCAGCGCACGGGAGGAUAAGUUUGGUCGCUGGCUGCGGUUCGACUCCCUGGUCCAGGAGGAUGACGGCGAGUACGAGUGUCAGGCCAACAACACGCACGGCGGCACGGCGCACGGCUUCACAGUCACCGUGGAGGCCGAGCCCUACUGGGUGGAGACCCCUGAGAGCCUGCUCUACACCCGGGGGAGAACCUGCGUCUGCACUGCCAGGUGGACGGCAUCCCACCCCCACCAUCACCUGGAGCAUGAACGGAGUCCCCAUCACAGACGUGGACCCUGAUCCGCGCCGGAACGUGUCGCAGGGCGUGCUCAUCCUGAGGGACGCGGUGCUGGACGACACCGCCGUGUUCCAGUGCGAGGCCAGCAACAAGCACGGCAGCAUCCUGCACAACACCUUCAU
Messenger RNA from Gadus macrocephalus (Pacific cod), 1769 nucleotides. RefSeq names its product neural cell adhesion molecule L1-like. Gene Ontology annotation, biological process: cell-cell adhesion. NCBI's taxonomy places the organism in Eukaryota, Metazoa, Chordata, Actinopteri, Gadiformes, Gadidae. The record is from RefSeq and is a predicted model, not a curated record.